CAGCCCCUCUUUGCUGAUCUCUCUAGGUUGCAGCUCAUCAGUCCUGCGCUGCCUCCUUCAGCAGCUCCAAUCCCACUUUACGCAGCAGUUGAACGCUGAACAGACAUGGUCAGACCCAAACUGUAACUUUCAAGUCGUCUUUCUCUUCUCCUGCCUGCUCUGCAGCUCUCCUCUCUUCUCCACCCCCAAAGCCUUCUCCCGCUGAGCUCGGAAUGAAAAGCUCCAUUGGCAGCGGACGCAUGGAGAUCUAAUUUUGCUCCAAGUUUCGGGUCAAGUCUGUGGAGGUUGUUGUUGGCUGUUGUUGUUUUGCUGUUCCCUUGGUUUUAUGGUCUGCUCAUGCGUCGGGAAUGCCAUGGCCACUCCGAGCGCACAGCAGCAGCACCAGGAUUAUUUCAGAUCGGUGAGCAGCGAGUCCACCACCUACAUGAUGGUCCCGACCGGCGGGCCGGGCGGGCCGAGCGGGACGAGGCGCCGGGAAGCGCCGUCCAAGAUGUGGGUGGCGAUGGUAGUGAUAGUGGUCGUGGUGCUGCAGAUUGCCUCCACCACGGGGCUCUUUCUCUACCUGAACAUGUCCAUAUCGCAGGUGCGUAGCCAGGGUGUCACAGAGGAGCUGAAGUGCCUGAGUUUACUGAAUGCCCUGGAUAAGGACCAGGACAUCCCCGACCAGCUGGCCCAGCUCUUUGGAGAGCCCUGCAUCAAACUGGCCGAAGGCAUCAAAGCAUACAUCUCCAAGGUGACAGAGAACAUCAUCUCCAAACAAACCUUCAUAGAAGCGAGAACCAUGCCUCACUCGUUCAACAACUCGGGGUCAAAGUUCAUGACAUCGGUGGCCCAGAGGCCAUCUGCCCACUUGACCCUCAGAGACACCAGCUCUCAAGGGUUCCCUCCCUACCCGAUCCCCACGCCAGGCCUCCACCAGUCCUGUCGCCAUGUAGUCCGUACAUGGGCCAAUCAGAGCUUUGGAGCUCACCUUCACAACAUGACCCUGUCCAAUGGGAAGCUGCGAGUGCCUCAAGAUGGGCGGUACUACCUGUACUCACAGGUGUAUUUUCGCUAUCCGUCCCCAGCAGCCAGUGACGGAGACCAGCGCAGUGUCAGCCACCAGCUGGUGCAGUGUGUCUACAAGAAAACCUCCUACCCAAGCCCUAUACAGCUCCUGAAGGGGGUGGGAACAAAGUGCUGGGCUCCAGACGCCGAGUACGCCCUCCACUCUGUCUACCAGGGAGGACUGUUUGAGCUGAGGGCCGGCGACGAGCUCUUCGUCUCCGUCUCUUCCCCAACCAUGGUCAACGCAGACGAUUCCUCCAGCUACUUUGGCGCCUUCCGCCUAGACCUCUGAGAGGAAAGGAUGGAAGAAAAAAGGAACAGAUGGGACAAUGGAUGCAUAAAUGGGUGGGCUAGAGAUGAUGAGUUAGGGGCCUUUUGAAUAGCCGUUGAUUGGAAAACAGGUCAUUUAGACAGAGCUGUGCGAUGUUGGCCUGGAUCUUGGAUCCUCAAUGUUUGCUUGGACGGAUGCAUUGACGGAUGGAAGGAUUGAGGUUUGAAGGCUUCGCUUGAGUGAACGCAGCAAGAUGAUGUGGUGAAAGGGAAAAUAAAGGGUGGAUUUGUCUUCCUAACUCACCAUUAAGAGAAACCUAACCGCCGAGAGCAAGCUAUACAAAGAUACAUGUGCUAUCAUGCGAAAGUAAAUGUGAGGAUAUCGAUUUUCUGUUGAUUCUCAAGGAAGGAAAUUGCCUUUUGGAUGUCAAAAAGAAAAGUAAACCACAGAAAAACAUUCAAAACCUUGAGGUCUUCCUGUUAGACGAGAAUCACCCCAAAAAAUUACGCCACCCUGCUGCCUGUAUCCCAAAUUAACACAUGAAUCUCGGUGUAUCUCGCACAUCAACAGCCUUUUUGUGGGAAGCAAUCGGACCCUUGGAUUUGGAUUCCAGACAGAAGAAUGUACACACAAUAAAAACUCAAACCUCUGUAUCGAAUAUGUGAGGAAGGACAGUGGAAUGGUAGCAGAACAAAAUCAAAUGAUCAAACCAAAGCAAAAGAUUUCUGGAAUAUAACUUUUUUUAAAGCGUGCCAUGAGCGUACUGAACAUAUGAAUGGCUGAGAAUGAUAUUUAGAAAAUGAACUGUGAUUUUAAAAGUAAUUCAUAUGUAUUUUACCUUGACUGGACUUAAAACCACUUGGAUCUUGCUGAGGACUAUCUACCUGCAAUGCUAGAACUGUGGAUUUUAUGCAAGGGUGUUUUUAAGAGGAGGAUAAGGAUUACUUCUUUGUACUGGAUUCAGUAAUAAGACUGUGAGAAGCAGCAUAGAGUGCCUUCUGAGCAAAGGAGUCUGCAAGGAAAGGAGGAAUGAAAGAAAUGCCAAUAAGAAUGAGCCCAGCAGAAGAAGAUAAAAGGAAAGAGAGAGAAAGAGGCUGAGGGUGGUAUGCAGCCCGACCAGUCUAUGUUGGUGAACUCUCUUCUCUCUCUUUCAAUUUCCCUCACAAUCUUUUUCUUUCUUUUCAUGUAAAGAAUUUGAUCUAUCUUGUCUUUCUUGUCCACCCUGUGAAGCUGCAUUUAGUUUUGUUUUAAGGAUCCGUUAAGUAACCAACCAGAAAACAACAGACACACAGUACGGGAACAAGAUGACAGACACACGUGCAAAUAGGCUAGUCGCAAAAACACAAAAAACAUUCACAGCACAUGGUUUAGGUGAUUUUCAGAUCAAAAGAAAAAGGUCUAGGUUCUUUAGAAGUCUUGGUUACAUGAAACAGUUAUGGCAGUAUUUUAAGAGCAAUGUUUCAGCUUGUUGGUAGAACCUGCUUCACACUGAAAUAUACUCACUGAAAUAUUGUUAAAACACGUAGAUAUCUGAAGAAAAAAAUCACUUUUGCACCAAAUUAGAGUUAUAACCUAGACAUCUGUUGUCCUGAGAAUCACCAAAACCAGUUGCUUUUUGGUUUCAUCACAAACCAAAAAAUGACAGCUAGGGCUGGAGAAUUGAUGGUACACAAAAAUAUCAAAAUUACAUCUUGACCUGAAGCUGGAGCACACUUACUUGAGCACAGAAACUAAGAUUAACAUUAAAGAAAUAGUUUGUCAUUUGGUGAAAGUUGCUUAUUCGCUUUCUUUGAUACCACUGUCAUGGCUUUCUGUUAAAUAUCAAACUAAAGCCAGGAGACAGUUAGCUUAGCUUAGCACAAAGACCGGAAGCACUGUCUCCCGGCUGUAGCUUCAUAUUUAAUGGACAGUUUUGAGAGUGGUAUCAAACACAUCUAAUUCUUGGCAAGACAACAAAUAAGCAUAUAACUCAAAAUGUCAAACUGUUCCUUUAGUAUGCACCAUCCAGCCACUUAAUCAGAUGUGUUUUAACAUUAUAGUAACAGUUAGUUGGACAGAUAAAAGUUAGUUGCUAACAAGAAAACAAAAUUUGAUGUAUUAGUGCUGAAACUGUUAGAAUCAUGGUCAAGUUGUACUUUCAGACAGACCAACAGCUGUUGAACAAGAGAUGAAUGCCUCCAAUAUGGCUGCCAAGCGGUCACAGAAAAGGUGAAUUUUAGGAAAACACAGACACAGACACACAUAAAGAAAGACUUGGAAGGAGCGAGAGAGACUAUUCGCAGACAUAAACCAUGCGCCGACUAGCACAGACUCAACCCCUACAUGUUUUUUUGGCUGGCACACACAUGCACAUGUAUGCACAUAAAGGAGGUACACACAUAUCACCUCAGACCACAUCCAGGCUAGUCUGUGCUCCGCAGACACACAUACACACACACAUCAUCCAGUGGAACAUGCAGUGUUAAGAGACACAAACACACUCCGACAUACACUUAUUUAUCCACACUGUCUAGCCUCCCUAUGCCAUCUGGUAGCUGUCAGUAAUCAGUCAGAGGCAUGGAGGGAGUGUGUGUGUGUGUACACUUACAGAAUGUGUUUGUUCAAAGGGCUUGGCUCGCAUGGACAAUUCAUAAAACAAGGUCAAACAAACAUACACACACAUAAUUUUGUUUGUGUACGUGACCCUCAAUUUGUUUUCCCUGAGAGGAAAGGAUUUAUAUGCUUACACACACACACACACUUUGACACACACUUAAUAAGGUGACAUCCGGGCUAAGCCCAGCCUUCUGACACUGCGGUUCACCUGUACCUGUGUGUACACUCUAUGCAAGGCUACAUUAAACUAUGGAUUUGUUAGGGAAGCUAUGAAAACACAACUUUUUCUGUGCACAAAAUUGAGGGCAAAUUUAAUUUUGUGUUUGAUUGCUGUUUUACCUGCGUUUUUUGGUGGGUGGCAUGCACCUGCUCACGUUUCUGUUGGGCUUUCUCUCAGCCCACCGAUGCUCCGUGAACUUGAGCCUAAGUCAGUUUAUUUAAACUUCAGCAAUCAUACGGCCUUUUCUUUCUUGUACUCCAACCAAAACAAACAGUUCAUUGAAACAGGUCCAGCGAUGAUGAUAAUGCAAAGUACACACUUGUAAUCUAAAAGCCUAAAUCCCUAGGCCAGCUGGGAAAACUUUUGAUUUGAAUGUGUAUAAGGUGUGUUUGUACUGGACAGUUUUGUAGCUGUGAACAUGUGUAGCACAUUGUUGCUAAGAAAAUAAACAAAUAUUUGAACUUU
Messenger RNA from Siniperca chuatsi (mandarin fish), 4598 nucleotides. RefSeq names its product TNF superfamily member 10, like (gene tnfsf10l). NCBI's taxonomy places the organism in Eukaryota, Metazoa, Chordata, Actinopteri, Centrarchiformes, Sinipercidae. Bases 326 to 1339 code for a protein of 337 amino acids. The transcript is spliced from 7 exons. Gene Ontology annotation, cellular component: membrane. Gene Ontology annotation, molecular function: tumor necrosis factor receptor binding. Gene Ontology annotation, biological process: immune response. The record is from RefSeq and is a predicted model, not a curated record.